Dracunculus medinensis (Guinea worm) is the source of this 972-nucleotide messenger RNA. The record is from the annotation of a GenBank genome assembly. Lineage: Eukaryota; Metazoa; Nematoda; Chromadorea; Rhabditida; Dracunculidae.
AUGAUGCAGUUUGGCAUAAUUUUCUUGAUCUAUUCGCCAAAAAAUCACCUGGGAUCAUGUGAAAUAGAUAUUCUCCAGCAGCCUCCAAGAUUUGAUAAUGGCGAAAGAUUAUUGUCCAUAACACCAUGUGCAUAUCCGAUUCCAUCGAAUAUUUUCGAUUGUGGAAUUAGUGACAUUGAAUUAUUGCAAGAUAUCAAGUUAUGCGAUCCGGACCAAACAAUUAGCAUGUCUGAAGUAGAAGCAAUUAAAGAGAAACUUGAAAAAAUUAAUUCGCAGCAGAGGGAUAAUUGUGUUUGCAAAUAUAGCCAGCGACAACCAUGUUGGUAUCGUUUUGGUUUUGCCUUCAUUCGGCAAAUAUUUCCUGUGGAAACCGGUGUCUCACAUUUAUAUAGGGAAUCACUGCAACGUUAUGGUGAUAGUUAUGCUCGAAUCUUGCGAGAACGUUGGGCAUUUGGUGAAUGUGACGAAGAUAUUUUAUUUCUUAUCGUACAAAAGAGAUCUCAACAGUAUAUUUUUGCGUCAUUUGGGGCACUUGUAAUUGAAGAACUGGAAAAUGAAAUUAGCAGCAGUUUGUACUCGAAGCAUAAUUUGGAUCAAUUUCAAAAAACUAUUAAUAAAGAAAAUGAUAAAUUGAAAAAUGGUUAUCCACUUAAAACAGUUAUUGAACAAUUGCUGGAUGAAAUUGAACUUCGAUUAACAAAGGUUGAACAAUUAAAGGCCUUCAAAACGGGCAAUCAUAUUCCAAAUUGGGCUAUUGCAGUAUUUGUUGUAUGCGCUCUACUUUGUUUGCUCAUGACUAUUGGGUUAUGUCUGGUGAGAACGUCAGUGAGGCGAGGCGCACCACGUGCAAAGGGAAUACAUACAACACGCAGAUGGAAGGCUGGCUUUAUAUGCGAGAAUCUCGAAGGAAAUGCAACGGGAGUUAAUUUAAUGCAAAUGAUGCUACCACCAUCACGAAAUUAUUUCACCUAA